CUGGAGGACGUGACAAGCUGUUGGCGGUCGUUGUUGGCAAUGCCGGCCGUGAGCCGGAGCGUCGAAAUCUGGCGGCUUGGGUGCUUCGUGAUUUGCUUUCAAUUAUAAAUAGAUAACAAAAAAUCCGCACUCUUCCUCCUCUAUCCUUGGGGAAAAUUAACAUAAAAAGUGAAGGAUGCCAAGUUUCGGCAGGACUCCUGAACUGCAGCGAGAUCAGCACCGAGAGCCGUUGCCCAGAGACGCCGAGAGUUGCAGGGUUAGGCUGACGCUGUAGGACAUCGCCACCACUAUGCCUGCUGUUUGGCCGAGUCUUCUGGAUCUCAGCAGGGAUGAGUGCAAGAGAAUACUCCGAAAACUUGAACUUGAAGCUUAUGCUGGUGCUAUUAGUGCUCUUCGAGCACAAGGUGACCUUACUAAGGAAAAGAAGGACCUCCUUGGAGAAUUAGCCAAGGUUCUUAGCAUUUCAACAGAGCGCCACCGUGCAGAGGUUCGUAGAGCAGUUAAUGAUGAAAGAUUGAUGACCAUUGCACAUCAUAUGUCUGGGCCUAACAGCUCAGCUGAAUGGUCCAUUGAAGGUCGUCGGCUUGUCCCCCUCAUGCCAAGGCUAGUUCCUCAGACAGCAUUCACAGUAACAGCGAAUGCAGUAGCUAAUGUGGCAGCUCUGCAUAAUGCCACUCUUCCUUCACCAGCUGAAACCGGUAACAAAGAAGUGAUUGUCUGUUACUCCUACACAAGCACCACUGCUACUCCAGCAUCAACCACAGUACCUGGUGGAAGUGUAGCAACGGUCAAAUCUCCCAGACCUGCAAGUCCAGCUUCCAAUGUUGUUGUGCUGCCAAGUGGUAGCACGGUUUAUGUCAAAAGCGUUAGCUGUGCUGAUGAAGAUGACAAACCUCGCAAGCGCAGGCGUACAAAUUCAUCCAGUUCUUCCCCCGUGGUGCUUAAAGAGGUUCCCAAGGCAGUUACACCAGUUGCCAAGUCAAUUGCAGUUCCUGUUGGCAGCAGUCCAAAAGUAAGCAACAUCAUGCAGAGCAUCGCAAAUUCCAUUCCCUCGCAUAUGUCACCAGUGAAAAUUACUUUUACCAAGCCUACCACCCAAACAACAAAUACAACUACACAGAAGGUGAUAAUAGUAACCACGUCACCAAGCUCAACAUUUGUACCCAAUAUUUUGUCCAAGUCUCACAAUUAUGCAGCUGUCACCAAGCUUGUGCCAACAUCUGUCAUCACCACUGCAACUCAGAGACAACCAGUGGUCAUUACUGCCACUCAGCCUCCUUUUACUGCUGGUAGUACCCCCUCACCUUCAUCCACGUCCGUCACUGCUGCUGCCACAUCAAUGAUUUCGUCAACAUCUUCUGUUGUGAUGUCAACAAUAGCUCAAGGUGCAUCUGGUACUGCAGUUAAAGUUACCGCAGCCAGGCUUCAGUCCCCCAAAGCACUUAUGGGCUCCCCAACUCAGAUCUUGACGCAGUUUCCCAAACAGCAACAGCAGCAGCAAAUGUCACAAUCUCCACAGCAGCAGUCCCAACAGUCUCAAACAUCACCUGGUGUCAAACCUACCAUUCAGAUCAAACAGGAGUCAGGGGUCAAGAUUAUAACCCAACAGAUGCAGCCAAGCAAAAUCCUGCCAAAACCAGCAACAAUGCCUAGUACUAGCACUUCGCCUAUAAUGGUGGUUAGCAGCAAUGGUGCCAUUAUGACAACAAAGUUGGUUACUACACCGACAGGUACCCAAACUACCUACACACGCCCUACGUUGAAUCCCACCAUCAGUGCUCGUAUGGCAGCAUCUACAGGAUCUACUACCUACAUGAAAACUACGAGUGGGAGCAUCAUCACUGUAGUACCAAAGUCACUAGCUACGUCCCUUGGAGGAAAAAUUAUCAGCAGCAGUAUCAUGUCUGGAACAACAACAAAAAUAACUACAAUCCCAAUGACUUCUAUGACGUCAAAACCAAAUGUUAUUGUUGUACAGAAGACUGCAGGGAAGGGAACAACCAUCCAGGGUAUUCCAGGAAAAAAUGUGGUCACAACAUUGUUGAACGCUGGGGGUGAAAAGACCAUUCAGGCAGUACCUGCAGGGACAAAACCAGCAAUUAUCACUGCAACAAGGCCUAUCACUAAAAUGAUUGUGGCUCAACCAAAAGGGGUGGGUUCGUCAGUACAACCCACCACAAAAAUCAUCCCCACCAAAAUUCUCUAUGGACAGCAAGGGAAAACGCAGGUUCUGAUUAAACCAAAGCCUGUGGCUUUCCAAGCCACAAUGGUGAGCGAACAGACCCGUCAGCUGGUGAGUGAAACUCUGCAGCAGGUAUCAAGGGUCACGGAGGGAAGCACCUUAUCUGGACAAGAAGGCAGUCUGAAGGAAGAUGCACAAUCCUUUGCUGAGGGCAGCAGUGGGAGUGGUUCCUCUGGUGACUCCGUACAAAUCUCUCAUGGCAAAAGCAGAUCGUACAUCGAGAUACAGAAAACCCGAAAUAAUUAUUUGAACUCUCAGCAAGUGGUCCAUGUUAUUUCAUCAAGGAGCCAGGAUUGGGCCGAACACGAAGUUUCCAUGGACACCAGCCCCACGAUUAUCUACCAGGAUGUUUCUGGAGAACCCCAAUCAGCGACCUCCACCAUUAAAGCACUGCUGGAACUCCAGCAGACAGGUAAAGAAAAGUUGGAGUCUAAAUCUCGGCAACCCACUAUUGACCUCAGUCAGAUGGCAGUCCCGAUCCAGAUGACACAGGAAAAGAGAUUAUCACCAGAAAGCCCAGCCAUCACUGCUCUUGACUCAGAGUUAGCUUCUGAGUACUUCAACUCUGGGAAAAGUAUCAAACCAGCAGUUUCUGGUUCAAGCAUCUGUUCUGCUGAAGUAGCACUGACAUCGUUAUUACCAAGCAGUCAACAGCAGCAGACAGCACAGUCUCCUGCAGCGAUGAAAUCAGUUCCAGUUUCCUCAGCAAUCGCAGUCACACACAUUUUUCAGCAGAUCCCGAUAAAAUUACAAGCAGCCACUGGUCAGGGUGCUGUUGCCAAGCAAGAUGACUCUGAAGCUGAAGAAAGUGAAGUAGAGGAGGGUGACACGUUGGAUCCACAAACAGGCCUCUUCUACAGAUCCAGCAGUUCGCUACCAUCAUCCUCCUCCCAGCCUCAAGCGAAACAACAACAACAGCAGGAAGUGACACAGACUAAGUCUCCAGCAACAACCCAGACACAACCAACCAUGCUGCAAGUGAUCGCAGUAAAAGCGCAACAGCCACAACUUCCAAAACUAACACAUCAAGCACAACAGAAGCCACAGUUGCCACCCCCCACACAUCUGCAGCAUCACCCAGAUAAGACCCAGCUCAUCAUAAAACAGCAGGCUGUCUCAUCAGAACAACCUCUUCCAGGCCAGUCUAUACCUCAGUAUUCCAUACCUAGUCAAUCCAGCUCAAAUGUAGUGGUCGAACCCAGUGGUCUGCUGGACAUCACAAACUUUACCAGCCAGCGAAUCGCCGAUGAGGAGUCUGUACAGUAUUCAGCCAUGGAACAUGAUGUGGACAGUAGUAACGAAGAGGGUACAGAGCCCAAUUUGACAGAGAGCACCACAGGACAGUCACAUUGAAACAAUAAAGGGCAAAAGCAAAGCUUGUACCAAGACAUUCUUCAGAAUCUGGAGAGAUUUCUCUACGAGGAGUCUGGACAUGUGUGUUUUUUAAAAAUAUGUACAUAAACUGUUUUUUAAAAAAAAUGUAAAGUGUUCUGUAUACAUUUAGACUUUUAAAAGUGAAUCUUGUGGAGGAAGUCCUUUUUUUUUGUAAAACACAAACCCUUUUCCUUAUGAUUUAGAGAAGGCUCCAACGUUUUGACCUUUCACCAGUGUGUGAAAAUUGGCCAUAUCAUGAAGAAUGUUCUGCUCAGCAUUCCCAAAGGAACACGAGGAAUCUGGGCACGUUGUUGUGAGCCUGCCAACUGCUUUCAGCGAUCACGCAGUACUGUGAUAGCAGCAGGUCUGGAUUUGAGAUGAGAUGCUUCUUGGUGGGGUGAGGGGCAAGUUUGGAAAUGUGUACCAUUAAUAAAAAAAACUCUGCAGUUUA
This is a messenger RNA of Stegostoma tigrinum, 4067 nucleotides long. It is a transcript of the gene emsy, whose product is annotated as EMSY transcriptional repressor, BRCA2 interacting. The record is from RefSeq and is a predicted model, not a curated record. Gene Ontology annotation, cellular component: nucleoplasm. Lineage: Eukaryota; Metazoa; Chordata; Chondrichthyes; Orectolobiformes; Stegostomatidae. The transcript is spliced from 20 exons. The coding region runs from base 290 to 3595 and encodes 1101 amino acids. Gene Ontology annotation, biological process: regulation of DNA-templated transcription.